Messenger RNA from Microthlaspi erraticum, 372 nucleotides. Lineage: Eukaryota; Viridiplantae; Streptophyta; Magnoliopsida; Brassicales; Brassicaceae. The record is from the annotation of a GenBank genome assembly.
AUGGGAUCGUUCGUCCCAUUUGGUGGAUUCUUCUCAACUCCUUCUGAUCUGAAACUACCCUUCUCCGGUUUCAAAAAGGAAAUCCGGUUUCUUCCAUUUCCGAUCAGACCCAAUCUACCUUGCCACCUUGUGCAGACCAAAGAAGGGUUGGAAUCAGUUUCUGCAAACAACUCCACGAGCAGUGCUCCUGCAUCGACCGGCUCAGCUAAAUGGGUCACAACCGAUCUGAAUCUGAGAAUGUGCCCGGUCAAAGAUUUUUCUCAGCCACAAUAUGCGUCCUCCUCUUGCUUGGAUAGUCCAAGAAGUCUCAAAACUGGAAAGUUUAUGGAUUCGCAUGGCAGAGAAGUAGGUAUCGGAAACAACUGUAACUAA